CGGGUAGUGUUCCUUGGUUACCGUUGCUAGGGCCGGCCUUGCGCUCGCUCGCUUGUUUCUUGACCACGAAGAACUUGAUUCGCGGAGAUGGUGAAGCAGACGAUCCAGAUUUAUGGCCGAGUGAAACCUUUGGGCAAGAGGCAGACCCCCGGGAUAUAUUCAAUUGAUGAAAUUGAGACAUCAGCAUUUGGUCUGGAGAUUAUUGUACCACGUGAUUUGUCGGAUGGAUUUGUCAAUAACAAACGAGAAAGCUAUAAAUUUAAAUUUCAGAAAGUAUUUGAUCAGGAAUCAAAACAAGAUGACAUUUUUGAAACUAUUGCCAAGCCAGUUGCAGAAUGUGCUCUGUCUGGCUAUAAUGGAACUAUAUUUGCCUAUGGACAAACUGGCAGUGGCAAGACUUUUACAAUCACUGGGGGAGCAGAACGUUACAGUGAUCGGGGGAUAAUUCCACGGACCCUGUCCUACGUAUUUCAGAGGUUACAAAAGGAUAGCAGUAAGGUAUAUACCACACAUAUUUCUUACUUAGAAAUUUACAAUGAGUGUGGCUAUGAUCUGCUAGAUCCACGGCACGAAGCCUCCAAACUGGAAGACUUACCAAAGGUGACAAUAAUGGAGGAUCCUGAUCAGAACAUUCACCUGAAACAUCUCUCUCUGCAGCAAGCAACCAAUGAAGAAGAAGCUCUGAAUCUGCUUUUCUUAGGUGACACAAAUAGGAUGAUUGCAGAGACUCCAAUGAAUCAAGCCUCCACACGUUCACAUUGCAUUUUCACCAUUCAUAUCUCAAGCAAAGAACCAGGAUCAGCAACCAUGCGGCGUUCCAAACUACACUUAGUGGACCUGGCUGGUUCAGAGCGUGUUGGGAAGACUGGAGUUGGAGGCCAGCAACUGACAGAGGCCAAAUACAUCAAUCUGUCUCUACAUUAUUUGGAACAGGUAAUCAUUGCUCUGUCAGAAAAAAACAGAUCUCACAUCCCUUACAGAAACUCCAUGAUGACUUCAGUACUAAGAGACAGCCUGGGAGGGAACUGCAUGACAACAAUGAUUGCAACACUCUCUGUAGAAAAAAGAAACAUAGAUGAAUCUAUAUCAACUUGUAGAUUUGCUCAGCGAGUUGCUGUUAUUAAGAAUGAAGCUAUUCUAAAUGAAGAAAUUGAUCCUGGAUUGAUGAUUAUGCGUCUGAAGAAGGAAAUCCAGGAAUUAAAAAAUGAAUUGGCCAUGGUGACUGGUGAACAAAGACUCGAAGAACUCUCAAAAGAAGAGCUGCUAGAAUUAGAUGAGCAAGUUAAAGAAUUUCUGGAAGAUAUUGAUCCUGAAAGCAUUUUGGAAAUUGGGGCUGAUAUGCGGAAGAUCAAAUACUGUUUCAGCCAUUUAAAGAGACUGGUAAAUGAUGCAAAACGUCCUGGCAAUCAAUUACUUGGACCAGAUGUUCAGGAAGAUAAAAGUGCUAAUACUGUAAUUGGCAAUGAAGAGUUAAAGAAACUGAAGGAUCUAUUGCAGCAACGAGAUAAUGAAAUUACUAUUUUAGUAAAUAUGUUAAAGAAAGAAAAAAGGAAAACACAAGAUGCCCUUCAUCUCAGUGCUUCAUCCAAGGAAAUUUCAGCUACAGAAAGUUCCUUUGAUUUGAAAAACAUGGAGACUGAGCAGAUGUUGCCUGUCAGUUUGGAAACAGAAUCUAAUUCUCACUCAAAAAGCCGAGGAGUGGGAAAAGAAAUGUCACUUGGACGCCAAGAAGCCUUUGAAAUUUUCAAACGAGAUUAUGUAGAUAGCAUAACUAUUGAAGACAAUAAACAACUCCUUAAACAAAGGUUUGCGGAAGCAAAAUCUUUGGGACAAAAAGUAAACGAUGUAAGAAAUCAAAUCAAUCAUCUGAAAGAAGAGAUAAUCCAGAGGCAUAUGCAAAAGGCAGCACAAGCUCUAAUCAGUCCUCGAGAAAUGAAUCAACCUGAUCCAGUAGAAGAGGCACUUCGAACACAAAUUGAACAGAAGAAAAUAAGUUAUAAAACAAUGUUUACUCACUUGAAAGGGCUGAAGAUAGAGAUUGAACACUUGCAGCUCCUCAUGGAAAAAGCAAAACUGAAGUUGCAAAAAGAUUUUGAAGCUUGGUGGUCUGAGGAAACAAAAAGCUUGCAGAGCCAAGAAGAAAAGGCACUUUUGCAGAAUUCAGCCACUGUUCUAAAGACUCCUCCCUUGUUUUUUGAAAAUCAGCUACAUCCAGGUACUAUCAGAUAUAUGGUUGCAGAAUGGAAUGUUCACACAAUGGUUCCAAAUAACAGCAGAGCCAGCUCCAAUGAAGAGUCAACUGUGAAGAGCAGCGUGAGCAGACUCAGCAACUCAGAUUCAAAAAUGAGGAUUUCACCAGAUCCAAGUUCUACCAUCCCCUUCACAGGAGAUCGUCAAACUGAUGCUGAUAUUAUAGCUUUCAUUAGAGCUAGAAAGAACCUCUUACAUAAAAAAGGAUUGGGAGACAAGUAAACUCUGAUUUAUGCAGCAAGGCCUCAUUUUAAAAUUAGACAAAGUAACUGUAACAUUAGGACAAAUGGAAUUGCAGCUGUAUUUAUGAGGGAGGGAGAGUAGGAGAAAGAGAAAAUGACUUUCUGCAAAGAGUAGCACUCAACCUGUGUCUGCAUUAUUUUCAUAAUAUCAAAAAAGUGAAACAAGCUCUAACUUGGAACAUCAAGAACAGAAAAGCCAAAAGCCUUGUGAUAGGAACCAUAAAUGCACUUUAUUGGAGUUUUAUUGGUUUUCAAAUGUCAUCGCUUCCAAGCCUUAUUUCUUCAUCUAACACAGAAGGACUCCCUUAGACUUUUAUGAGAUAAUUUUGGACUGGAAUGCUUUAUUAGACUUGGAGGUCGGGAAGGAUUCAGAUUGUAUGUGAUGAGUCUCACUGACAACUGCAGGUAUAGCAAUACCUUUUUUCCUUACUGUAAUUUAGUACAGCACAACAAUUUAGUAUUGUUAACUAAGCUAGCAUUUUUUAAAUAACAUACUUGGGGAUCAUGUACUGAAUUAUGUUUCCAAAUGUCCCUCCCCCUCCCCAAGAUUUCUAUAAUUGCCUUUCAGGUGUGGAAUCCUGCAUCUUUAUGGACCGACUUUUCUUCUAUGCAGAGUUAUUGUCCAAGAAUAUUGUGCUCAAAAGUUUGCUUCUGUGUGUCAUUUGAGUAACAAUUAUUCCCUUUCAUUAAAUAUAAAAACUACUAGAACAUUCUAUUGCCUAAUACAAGUCAUAAUUAAAGCAAGAGAAAAAUACAUUGAUAUCCCUUUUUUCCCUCUUGAAUCUAUAGCCUAAAACCACUAGGAAAGAUACUUUAUUAAAGUGCUUUUAGUAUUUGUAAUAGCUGGCCUUUGGGUAUGCUGGAUGUAUAGAACAUCUUCAUUUAAUAAGAGUAAAGCAAAAUAAUGACUUAGUCACUUAGAGAUACAGAUCUUAUUUGCUUAAUCAUGAAAUGUGAUCUUUCACCAUGGGUUAUACUAUGGUUAAAGGUGGAUGCCUUGAAUGUAAUUUUAAACCAUGGUUCCUAGUAAUAGGGUUAAAAUGAUUCCAUUUGUCAUCUAAAGGUGAUUGGGACUAGUCUGUCUUAUCUUCUUUUUUGUCCUCUGAAUGUAAAACCAAUGAAAGAAAUUGCCACAAAUGGGGCCACUCCUCCACUGUUCCCAACUCCAUUUUCACUCCCAAUGUACCUUCAGGGGAGAGCCCAUGAAAUGGUUACCAUAAGAUGGAGAUUGAGCAUUAGGCUGUUUUACCUUUCUCUGAACUCAUUAUAAAUUACUGUGUCUUCCUUCAAAUGCAAUGACCAGAACUAGACCAAUAAAGCAGAAUUAUUAUUUUCCGUAACCAGGAAACUAUAGCUCGAUUAAUAGCUCUCCACUGCAUUAGCCUUUUCUGCUACUGAUCAUAUAACAGAUGUUUAAAUAAUUCCUCUUAGGAAAAUUUAGGAUUCAAUUAGGCUGAAUGUGCACAACUAGUCUUCAGAACAGUGACCUUCUGCCUCAGAAUUGUAGUCAGACAAUAUCUUUAGAGGCAGUCAAUCAGUGCAGAGGCCACAGACAGGAAAAAGAGGAAGAGAUAAAUCAUACCAAGUUUCCUACAAAAUCAAGUAAUGGGCAUUUAAAUUUCAUUCUAAUUUACCUACUAUUUUUUUCUCCCCAUUCAUGACAAACAUUUGAACCCUGUUCUCCAAAGGCACAGAAUUUAUUUAUGUAUUUGAUAAAUACAUAAAUACAUAUUUAUGUAUUCCACCAGUAUACUUAAUCUGAGUACACAAUUGAUUAAUGAUCAAGAAAAAGUAGGCCAGGACUGUACAAAGCAUUUGAAAAGUGUGAAUUUGCCAAGUGCGUUGGUAUGCAUAACCGAGGAAGGCCCAAGAAGUAAUCGUGCCAAGGCUUCCAGAAGAUGCAGGUGCUUCCCAUUUGGAAGUGAGAUGCUUUGCUUACACUUUGCAAAGAACUUCCUUUGAAUGUUUUGCACAGCCUUAUCUAAACACAAACAAACAAAUAAAAUUCAAACCUAUACGUUAACACCACUGUAAUCAUUCAUUCAUUAAUAAAAGCCUAGUGAAAGAGAUGUGUCCUAGUUAUUCUUCCAAAUAAAGAGAGAAGGAGCCAAACACAUAAGAGUAUAUGCCACAGUCUGGAAGCGGGGCUGAUGAUCCUCCCCUACAUCCCAGAAAGAUAGCCUUGAAUGAAUGGGACAUCUUCAGAAAGGCAUCUACUGCAACCUGGCAUGCCCAAGCAGGUUUAUAAACAUACAAGUUGGUUUUUGAUAGUCUUAAACCAUUUAUAGUUCUAAAGAUCAGUAAUACUAUUUUAAAUUGUGCCUAUUAGGCAAUUGGCCAUGCAGAUCCUUCAAUAUGGCAUCAUAUAAUCCUUAUAGUUGGCAUCAGUUUCAUUUUCAGAUCUGUUUCAAUGUAGUUCCAUUCAGAGUAGAUUGCAGCAGUCCACACAAAAUGUAAUCUAGGCAUGGAUAAUUAUCGCUACAUCUGAGCUGAAAUAGUUGCAACUGACAUACUACCUCUAAUUGUACAAAAGUGGUCCUUGCUAUAAAAAUCCAAAAACAGCUGAGAAUUGAUGAGAAGCUAAUCUGGUUCAUCCAGAUGAUGGACCUUUAACUCCAUCCAAACCAGGCUGAAUCUCCAGUUUCCUAUUAACUAACAGGAAACUUCCACUUUUCCUGAAUUCAGUUUCAGCUUGUUCUCUUUCAUCCCACCCAUUAAUGGAGGAGGAGGAGGCAUAUGAAACAGUUUCAGAUUUCUCCUUACAUUUUCCAGGACAUAUAAAUAUUCUGUAGUUUCACGCACUCCUAAGCGAUGUUUACGGGACAGUACAUUUACUUAGAAGAAAAUGCCAUAGUUUAAAAAGGAUAACUGCUAAAUGUGUAAGGAUCUUUAAUCAUGGAGCAGAGACAUAUGUUGACUUAGUAAUGUCCCACAAUGUUUAAUUGAGCCUACACCCUGGCAACAUGCAUAGGAUUGCAUUUUUCAAUGUACAUAUAGAAAUGACUUCAAUUAUUCCCCUACUCCUUGGAAAAACCAUUCGGUGCUUACAGAGCAGAAGCUGUGAUUUUAAGCACAGGUUUAUAUUUGUGUUUCAGUCAGUUUAAUUGCCAGUGGAAAAGUUUUCCUAGUAAAUAAUCUCUCAUGCAUGCUGAAUACUAACCAGCAUCUAUGAUAUCUAACCAAUGGCUGUUUAAACUUGUCAAUAUAGUAAACACUAUUUAUCGUUUUCAGCCAGAGCAAAUUGCUGCUUUGUUUGCAGAGAAACCCGGGGUGAAAAGAGUGCUGAGAUGAGCAAGGAUUAUAAAGGUCAUACUCACCUUUCCCUUCUGAGAUUCUUAUCGGCAAGGGGAGCAAAAGGAAAGCAAAAAGUGAAUGCAUGUGACUGUAAUUUCAAACUAAUACAUUGAAAUCAUUAAUAAAGAUCUGAAUUACUCUAGUUUAUAAGCAUAUAUAUUGUGUUGACCAAAGCAGGGAGUUCUUGAGGCAUUUGGUGAUUUUCUUUAAUGUCAUUAAAUAUCAAAGAGCUAUGUUUACUUGUUUGUUUCUAUUUCAAAAUAUGCCUUUGCUAAAUCAUAAACGGAGGCUAUAUUUCUAGCAGAACUAUUUUUUUUUUAAAAAAAGAAAAACAUCUCCCUUUGGUUCUGUGCAAAGAAUUUAAAAAGAAUUGGUGAACCAUGCAGGUUUUGUUCCCCAAACUUCCAUUGUUGCCAUUGUUCUUAUCUUUAUGUAAUAUUGAUAUUAUCCUCAUCAUUAUAGUUAUAUUAAUGUUAAUAUUAUUAUAGAAUGUUCUUAAUUUUUCAAGUUUUGUAGAAAUAUUAAUUUUACAAAUCAAUUAUAUUUGAAAUUAUUUAUAUAUUGGGAAGAAUCUCAAAUUACAAAAUUAGAAAGAUAUGAAUUUGUUUUAUGAAUUAUACUUUUGAUAUCUUAGCCAAAUACUCUUCUGCAACUGGAUCUGCCAAAAUGUGCCUUGUGGAGUACGUUACAGUAUAUUUAUUCCUUGUCACAAUUUUAUAGCAUUUAAUACUGUUUUCUUUCCUGAGAUAAUUACCUGAUUACCUUAUGUUCUUCCCAAAUUCCCAUCUUAGACUGUGACAUAAUUAAUUUUAUCUCUUAAAAAUAUUUAACUUUACGUUUUAAAAUCAGCAUUAUGAUUCCAUCUCCUGUGUUCAAAUAAAAAAUUUAAAAAUAGUUCAAA
This is a messenger RNA of Pantherophis guttatus, 6687 nucleotides long. It is a transcript of the gene KIF6, whose product is annotated as kinesin family member 6. NCBI's taxonomy places the organism in Eukaryota, Metazoa, Chordata, Lepidosauria, Squamata, Colubridae. The record is from RefSeq and is a predicted model, not a curated record. Gene Ontology annotation, biological process: microtubule-based movement. Gene Ontology annotation, molecular function: microtubule motor activity; microtubule binding; ATP binding.